AUGGGCGCGUCUCCACGCCCAGGCACGGCGCCGUCGCUCCAGCCCGUCGAGCUCAUCACCCAACUUCCGCUGCUGUACCGCGUCUUCUUCCUGUACCUCGAGCCCGUCAGUGCGCUGGUGGGCGCCUACUUCGCCGCUUGCCGCCCGCACGCCUACCUGGCGCUCACGCACUCCGCGUCGGCGCCCGCUCCGGCCGCCGUCCCCACCGGCACCGCCGUCGUGCUCGCCCAACUUGCGAACCUGUACGUGCUGUUCACGCUCAACGAGGCCUUCGUGCUGCGCAGCUCCCGCGACGUCCGCGUCUGGCGCGCGCUGCUUUCCGUCCUGCUCGCCGCUGAUCUGGGCCAUCUGUGCAGCGUCGCCCCGCUCGGCCUCCACCAGUACUACGCCGCCUGGCGCUGGAACGCCAUGGACGCCGGAAAUCUGGGCUUUGUGUACUUGGGCGCCAUCAUGCGCGUCGCCUUUCUGGCCGGCGUGGGCGUGCGGACGUCACGCACCGCGCUGGUAGCUGGCCCCAAGAAGAUCAAGAUGUGA
Verruconis gallopava is the source of this 534-nucleotide messenger RNA. RefSeq lists its product as uncharacterized. The transcript has a single exon. The record is from RefSeq and is a predicted model, not a curated record. NCBI's taxonomy places the organism in Eukaryota, Fungi, Ascomycota, Dothideomycetes, Venturiales, Sympoventuriaceae. The coding region runs from base 1 to 534 and encodes 177 amino acids.